UUGAACCAACCACAGGGAAAAUAACAGUAAUCCGGAGUCUGUCUCAGACAAAAGAACUAUUCUUCCUUCUGAGAAUUGUGGCCAUAGAUUUGGGUGAAAAGUCAGAUGAAAUGACUGUCAACGUGUCAGUGAAUCGCAACCUCUUUGCACCAUAUAUCAAUCCAUUAUCAUACAUUAGAAUAAUUCCAGAGACCUUCGUCUUGGGAGAUAGUGUUGUAGAAAUUCUGGCCUCGGAUUUGGAUCAAAAUGGCCCAUGGAAUUCCCUAAGCUUCCUGAUUGUGAGUGACUCCACCUCUCUUCAAUAUUUUUACAUAGAUAACAGUGGCAUCAUCCGUCUGAAGCAGUCCUUGGUCCAGACAACUCAGAAUGAAUUUCAUAUGUUGGUACGAGUCAGUGACCAAGGUGAUCCCCCUAACAUUGCUCCAAACAUGGCUAAUGUUACUGUAUAUGUGACCAAAAAUGUGUAUAAUCCAAUAUUCUUCAAUGAAACCUACAGCUUGGUCAUUCCUGAGAAUCAACCAGUAAGCUCAGUCUUGUUUACACUGACUGCAGGAGAUAAUGACACUGAGUUCAACAAACUGACCUACUUUGUGGAAGGUGAUCUGACAGCUCCACAGUUUUUUGGAGUAAACCCAAACACAGGUGCAAUUACUGUGACGGCCCCACUGACUCAAACUGGAACAAAUUUCUUCACUCUUCGAGUUGGAGUCAUUGAUAAUGGGGCAAUGCCAAGGCGUGCAUACGCACUCGUUUUCAUUCGUGUGACCCGCAACUUUGGUCCUCCCUAUUUCAUAAGUAAUCAGCCUAACCAAGCUACUAUUCCAGAGAAUGCUGCCCCAGGCUUUUCUGUCAUGCAGGUCUCAGCAAAAGAUGAUGAUGUGACAAUUACACUGGUGGCUACAGACAGAGGAAAUCCCGCUCUUCAGUCCCUCCCAUUUACUGUAACCGUGAGAACAAUUCGUAAUCUCUAUCCACCUGUAUGGGUUGGAGAACCCUAUGUGUUUAAUAUAAUACCACCUUUCACUGAAGGCCAAGUGCUUGGUCAGCUGAUUGCAAAUGAUGCAGACAGUUUCUAUGCGUAUGUUGAAGACAAUGGAUCACCACCAAUGUCCGACAUUGCCCUUGUGACAGUCAAUGCCAAUCGCAACAAUAGACCAUCAUACCCUCAAACCAAUGUAGCAGUGACCAUCCCAGCGAGUACAGAUCCAGGCACUUUGGUUGCUCAGUGUAAUGCCACAGACAGUGACUCUCCAAACACACCCAACGGCCAAGUGACACAUUCUCAAAAUAUAGUUUUGUGUAUGCUUAUACAUAUUUUUCUUCUCUUUGCCAGAAACAUAUUCCGUGUAUUAGAAAAUGGUGGUGUUGUUCUUCAGCGUGAACUAAUCCAGGACAAAUCAACAUCAAUUUACACAGUUCUCAUCAAAGCUAGAGACAAUAGUGCUUUUCCCUUGGAAGCUGCUGGCACCUGUACUGUCGCAAUCACUGUUUAUAGUAAUCAGGCUCCACCCCAAUUUAUCGACACACCAUAUGACAGAGUUAUUGAACGUACAGCUCCAGCUGGCCUGGUUAUUGUCGACACAAACACCACAGAUGCUGACACCUCUGCUCCAUUCAAUGUAGUUACUUACGCUAUUAUAAGACAGCCAGAACCACCCAUCUUUGCCAUCAACUCAACAACUGGUGCCUUUUCCUUGACAUCUAAUGUGGCAAGCCAGAGCUCUUCAUCUUACACUAUUGUCAUCAGUGCCACUGAUGGAGGGGGCCUGACAACAUACAAUUUAUUUACAAUCACUGUGAACCAGAACUUGAAUGCACCUGUUAUUACUAACCCUGGCGCUAACACCAACUAUACAGUCACAGUAGAAAUUCUGGAAACUCAUUCAUUCAGUCAGAUAGUUUACCAGGUCCAGGCUGUUGAUCAAGAUCAGGGUCUUGCAGGAAAAUUGAUUUACACAUUGACAGGAACACCAUUAGGCCAACAGUACUUCCAGAUGAAUUCUGACACUGGAGCCAUCACACUGAGGUCAUCCCUGCUCUCUGAUGCAUCUCUUCAGUACAUUCUAACUGUGACAGUCCAGGACAGUGAUCUAAACCCCAAGCAGGCAGUUAACACAGGCACAGUUAUCGUUACUGUCUACAGAAACACUUAUACACCAGCGUUUAUCAAUGAAAACAGCUAUCCUAAACCAGUCAACCAGGACUUGGCUGUUGGGCAGCCUGUCACUCAAGUGGCAGCAUAUGAUUCAGACAGGGUUGGCACAUAUGAAAAAGUCACUUUUGAUAUUGUUGGAGAUGGCCAGGCAGCUGGCUUAUUUCGCAUUGAUGCCAACACUGGUGUUAUCACUCUGCAAAGUUCAUUGAGUGGUGUUUCUACAAAUGUAAUCUAUUUGAGUGUGAGGGCCAGCGAUAAUGGAACACCACCAAAGACCAACAUAACUAGAUUUCCAAUCUCCUUGAAUCUGAACUCGCGUAUGCCUGUAUGGGCUGACCCUACCAAUCCAUCCUUCAAUCCAUCGAGCCCAGCCUAUGUGUUCACCAUCAAUGAAGACCAGAUACUGUAUCAGCCAUUUGGGCGCCUGUCAUCAACAGAUGCAGAUACCAGUCCACCUCACAAUGUAUCAGACUUCUUCUACUCACCCGAGAAUCAGGCAGCACUAGAGUACUUCCGUGUCACCUCUCAGGGUGAAGUGUCUGCCAUCAAGAGUCUUGUCGGAGUACCUGCAGAUAAUUACACGUGGACCAUGGGCCUCAGAGACUUGGGAACACCACAGAUGACCAAUAUAAUUAUAGCCAGAGUGACUGUGUUUGUCAUCAGGAACAGAUACUCACCAAUAAUCGUCAACUGUCCUCCUGCUAUAAAUACAACAGUGAACGACAACGCACCAGUUGGGACAAGACUGUUCCAGUUAACUGUCAGAGAUGAUGAUGGACCUAGAUAUGGAAAUGUUACUGUGCAGCUGAUUGGCGAUGAUACAGCCACUGCUGUGUUUACACUUGACUCACAGUACUACAUUGCUGUUAGUGGAAACCUUGCCUCCAGCAGUGUUGCCAGAUAUCAGUUGAGAAUUGUAGCAUCAGAUCUAGGAAAUCCUCCAAGACAAACUACAUGUGUGACUCCAGUGUAUGUCGACCAUAACUUAUACACCCCUGUGUUCCCAGCCGGUGGCUUCUCAGCCCGUAUACUGGAGAUUGCACCAGUAGCAAGCAAUGUGCUCAGACUCAAUGCCACAGAUGCUGAUUUCUAUAGUCCCUACAAGGAUAUUAGUUUUAGCUUUGGCAACAAUCUGGGAUCACAGCAAGCAGACACUUACUUCAUUGUGAUGUCCAGUGGUAUGAUCAAUGUGCUGCGACCUCUGACACUAGACACCACUAACUCGACUGAAUAUCAAAUUCCAUUCAAUCAGCUGACCUAUCAGUUAGUUGGAGAAACAUUAGCUCUGCAGUACUUCAGCAUUGAUGCCACUGGUGUGAUCACUCUCAGACAGAGUCUUGUUGGAGGUCCCAGUCAGAUUAUUCUGACUGUCAGAGUUUGUGAUGGAGGAAACCUCUGUGAUCAGAGAAACUUCUAUGUGUAUAUCCAGCAAAAUUUCAACCCGCCAGUCUUCUCAGCUAAUUCUUACAAUGUAACAAUCCCAGAGACCACACCGGAUCCGACAGCACCAUACAAUCAGAUCACUUACAGAAUGGAAACUACAAAUGUGCGCUUUAGCAUUGAUUCAGGCAAUGGCUCUAUUCGUGUCAGCCGAGCUCUGACUGGAGAAACCGAAGCUUCAUUUACUUUCAACAUUUUUGCUGUAGAUGGAGGUGGUCUGACUAGUGCACUCAUCCCUGUAACAGUCUUCAUCAUCAGAAAUGGCUACUCACCACUGUUCUCUAAUGCUACAUGUGAUGCUGGAAUACAAGCCAGUGUAACUGUGGGAUCACCGGUAGCAGCUGUAAUGGCCACAGAUUUAGAUACACAGCUUGAAUUCGGCACAUCUUCUAUUAGGUACAUCAUCAUUGGGGAUGAUGGUGCCCCUAACUACUUUACUAUAGACAGCCAGAGUGGGCAGAUUUUAGCAGCCAGUGGAAUUGGCUCCAGCAGCACUGAUGUCUUCAGGGUUCGAGUAGAAGCAAGAGAUGGUGGUGGGAAAUCAGCUGUCAAGGUCUGCACCAUCACCGUGACCAGAAAUCUCAACAGUCCAGAGUUUUCCCCUGCAAUAUAUUCUGCCCGAAUUUUGGAGACAUACCCAAUACAGGCCUCAGUGCUCCAAGUUACCAUCACAGAUGCUGAUACAAGUCCCCCAAGUAACCAAGGCAACUUCAGUCUUUCAGGAGAUGCGCUUUGUCUGGAAUACUUCCAAAUACAGGACUACUCUGGAAUCAUCUCUCCCAGAAAAGAUCUUAGAUUUAAUAAGGCAAAACCAGCAACGUAUACUGUGAGUGCAUUUUUAUCAUGGAUUUGCACAGUAACAGUAACAGAUCGGGGUGUGCCACCUCGCAGUGGUACCAAUACAGCAACAGCAACUAUCGCAGUGGUGUACAACAAAGCUCCAUCCUUCAACCAGAAACUGUUCAAUGUCACUAUCAGCCGCACCAUCCAGGACGGCGCCCCUGUUGCAAGCUUCACAGCCAGUGAUCCAGACACAGAUGUAGGUCUCAUUGUCGUGUUCCUAUUUUGUUUGUAUCUUCGCUCCUUUAUCCUUUAUGUGUCUUUCUGUGUGUUUUCUGUGCUCCUUUCCUUCCUCUACACUUUACACACCAUCAACAUACUUAUGUAUUCUUCCCCCCCCCCCAAAGUCCCCUAA
Molecule: messenger RNA, 4790 nt
Organism: Candidula unifasciata
Lineage: Eukaryota; Metazoa; Mollusca; Gastropoda; Stylommatophora; Geomitridae
Source: the annotation of a GenBank genome assembly